CUGGUACCAGUACUACGAACUUGUAAUUCAUUCAUUCUCAUACCGUAUGUACCUACUACUUGUGUACUAGGACUAUUAAUGGUAAGUCCCUUAGUCGCAAGUUAUUGGCAAUUCCCCAGGUGUCAAUUUUUUCUCAUUUUCCCAUCUUUAUUUCCCCUCUCCCCCCCUCCACAAAAAAAAUAACCAAGUUGCAAAAUAUUACUAUUACUACUGGUGGUCCCCCUUCCUACUUCUUGGAAUAUCAAAUCAGUGCUUAUCUCCAGUAUCAAGGACCACUAAUAAAAAUAUGUUGGUACUAGCGAGAAAUUAAACAAUGGAAAUAUUUUUAUUUUUGUCCGUUGGAUGCCUUUUUUAACUGGUUUUAACUGUAAAAAUGAGUUAAAAAUUUCUAUUAGUAUUUGUACGGGGAUUGCCAAUAACUUGCGACUACGGGACUUCCCAUUAAUAGCUCUAUUACGUACGGUGCGUACGUACUGUUUUCGACGAUAAUGUUGAAUUGUGAUCAGUCACGUAUUUGAUCCGAGUCACUAAAUACUUGAGAAAGCUUUUUCUGUCUCAAAGAUACUUCAACUUUCAUACUUCUCGUCCAUAGCACUAAAGCGAAUCGCGUCAUCGUCAAUUUACACGUAAACACCUCGUAUCGAAUGCACGCCCCAGUUCCNUUGAUUUCAAGAGAACAAGCCUUUUUUUCUUUUUUAAGUACCAGCAGAUCAUUGUACUACAUAGUAUAUCUACAUAUUGCUGGGGCAUGAUACUAGUACUACUUUGAUCAACAGAGAAGCAGUCUACUAAUAGUACUAGGGCAAUUAGAACUGCUCAAGAAUGGCCUCUAAUAUCCUCCCCUUUGGGGACAUGCUCAGGCAUAGUACUACUACUAGUAGUGUUGGGUAGAGUGCCCUGUGUUGUUGUUACACUAUUGGCAUUCCAACCACUAAAUCAACAUUUGAAACGUUAGUAACUUGCUAGCUUUCCCAGAAAUGCCAUCAACAAAAUUUCUUUUGUUAUUUUGCACACAGUGAUUAGUAGUGGUGGUAAUAUUACUUGUACUUUUGAGUCUCUUACUGGUGGUAUGAAGAAAGUAUGAGGAGGGAGUUAAACAGUACUUUUUGGCCACCCACUACCACUGUAACUUUGGCUGACUAGUUCUAAGCUGCUAGUAGAGCAUCCUUUGGCUUCCCAAUGACCUGGAUCUCUAAGUACUAGUACUAGUAGUAAUUGUAUCAACUUGGUCUGGGCGCUUAGUCUGGUGGUCUAAAGUUGUUUUGUUGAUAGAGUUCUGACCUAUUUUCUAACCAGCAGCAGCCGGUCUCCACUGGCCAAAUUUGGUCAUACCAGCUGUUAAUGGAGAAUSCCCCCCCCCUGCCCCUAAUUGUGUAACAAUGACCGAGCAUACCCCCAAAAGGGAUCUCAUUUGAGUCCGUUCUUGGGCACUUUUAAUGGCCUCAUAAACACUGUUUGUGGUCAAAAAGUGACCAAAAACUCGUAGAUCUAUGUAGGAUCAGUACUAAAUACUGGGCUUCAAAUGCAAAAUUAGUAACUGUGAUUUUACUAGUAAUAAUUUUUGGGGAUUGAGUAGAAUGCUUUUUUGCCCAGUAGAGUGUGGUAGGGUUUUUACGGUUAAUGCAUUUUACUCCAAAUUAACUGGUACCAGUGCUACGAACUUGUAAUUCAUUCAUUCUUGUACCGUAUGUACCUACUACUUACAUACUAGGACUAUUAAUGGUAAGUCCCUUAAUCGCAAGAUAUUGGCAAUUCCCCGGGUGUCAAUUUUUCUCAUUUUCUCAUCUUUGUUUCCCCUCUCCCCCCCUCCACAAAAAAAAUAACCAAGUCGCAAAAUAUUUCUAUCAUUACAGGUGUUGUCAUUGUCAUUGUCAUCGUCGUUGUCAUUGUCAUUGUCGUCAUUGUUGUCGUUGUCGUUGCUUCUACUAGUACUGUCAUCAUUGUCUCCGCUGCCACCAUAGUCAUCGUUGUCUUGAGCAGAGGCAGCCAUGUGACAUUCAAUAAGAUCUCUUUCCAUUGGUGGAACAAAGACAUCGUGAAUGACCUGUCUGUUGAGUACAGAGUGAAGGUUAUUUGCUGAAGGCCUUGGUCCAUGAUUAGGAUUAGUGAAAUGGGACGGCAGACUUGGUCCAUUUGUGACCAUUGUCAGACCAAAAUCAGUUGGAGAAUGGUGUAUGGGAGGAAUAGAUGUUUGCUCUCUAAUUGAAGUAGAAAAAUUGAUGUCCCGUCCCUUAAUGAGGUUCUGGGAUUUGUAGACAGAAUAGCAUUCUGAAUUGUGUGAGAUAUGCCAUUUUAAUCCUGCUGCGAUAUAUUUGACAUUGACGUGAGUAGUCGAUUGAGAUUUAUAGCCUUUGAACUUUGAUUUCUCCCCCUCUAGUUCCCAACACCCACGGCAGUAGAAUGCAAUAGGGGUUCUGAUUGCAGUAGGCAUGAUAGUGGUACAAUGCACAGUAGCAAUAAAAAGAGUAAAUGAAGAGAAGAAGAAUAUUGACAACAACGGAAUAAAACUUUGUUUUGAUGCAGCAAAAAAUAUUUUGUUUGGUAUUGAUUAAGUGCAGGAUAGGUUCCGUACUGUACAGAUGAAGAAACAUCAAGAGUGGAACGAGGAUCUAAGAUGAUUUUGUAUGUAUCCCUAACCUUGAAUGUAAUAAAUAGACAAAUAAUCUCCAUUCCAAUUGGUCAAAUCAGAAGUUUUUGGAAAUUCAGGUGACGUAAAGGACAGAAGCUUUCGGAAAUUCGAUGCCCCUGAAUUGCGUGGUGUAUUUUUAUUAAUUUAGUCACACAGAGGCAUUAAAUUAUUUUGAAAGGUGCAUAUUCUAAAAAAAGCGUCGCGCGAGGUUAGGAGAGGUGCAGAACACUCUCUCGGACGUGGUCCUUACUACUAGUACUAGUGGUACUUGUUGGAAUAUCAAAUCAGUGGUGCUUAUCUCCAGUAUCAAGGACCACUAAUAAAAAUAUGUUGGUACUAGUGAGAAAUUAAACAAUGGAAAUAUUUUUAUUUUUGUCGGUUGGAUGCCUUUUUUAUUGGUUUCAACUGUAAAAAUGAGCUAAAAAUUUCUAUUAGUAUUUGUACGGGGAUUGCCAAUAACUUGCGACUACGGGACUUACCAUUAAUAGCUCUAUUACGUACGGUGCGUACCUGUACUGUUUUCGACGAUCAUGUUGAAUCGUGAUCAGUCACGUAUUGGAUCCGAGUCACUAAAUACUUGACAAAGCUUUUUCUGUCCCAAAGAUACUUCAACUUUCAUACUUCUCGUCCAUUGCACUAGAGCGAAUCGCGUCAUCGUCAAUUUACACGUAAACACCUCGUAUCGAAUGCACGCCCCAGUUCCGGUCCUCUCUCGCGGGCUUCCUUGAAGAUAGGAUUUCCGCUCCGAAGCCGAGCUCUCCUUCCUUCACCUUCAUCUACCAUUGACCCACAAUUCGUUUCAGCACCAAAUCAUACUUAUAUCCACCAUGAAGACUGCCUGUGUUCUUGCCACCAUCUUGGCUUCGGCCGCCGCCUUUGCCCCUGCUUCCACCAACUCGCGAUCCACUUCCCUUGCGGCUAGCCAGUUCGAAAACGAAGCCGGUGUCGUCUCUCCUGUUGGCUUCUGGGACCCUGCCAASCUUUCYGCUGGUAUCGACCAAGAAACAUUCGAUUCCUACCGAUUGGCUGAAUUGAAGCACGGACGUGUUUGUAUGUUGGCUGUUUUGGGAUACGUUGCYACCGAGACCUACCACUUCCCUGGUGACAUCGCCCCCGGAAUUCCUUUCGACUCCRUUCCUUCCGGAUACGCCGCCAUCGCCGCCGUUCCUCUUUUGGGAUGGUUGCAAAUUAUCUGGACCGUCGGUAUCAUCGAGACCACCGGAAACCUCGGAAACUUCCCUAUUGGAUACCUUGACUUGGAACCUGAAGAAUACUUCAAGCGCCAAACACAGGAACUCCAACACGGACGUCUUGCUAUGUUGGCAUUCUUGGAAUUGCUCCGUCACGAUACCCAGACUUUGGCCGGAAACAACGACGGUCUUGACACCUUGAUCUCCGGACUUCCUUUCAUCUACAACUAAAUUYCAUUUGGUGAUGAACGUUUUGUUUUUGUUCAGCGGUGGUAAAUAUUUUGUUUUACCUCUGCUUUGACUGGAACAUACAAGCUAUUUGCAUUUUCGAUUCACUUCUUUUGAAYUAACCAUUGGCUUACAAUACAGUAUAAGUAGUGAUUCGAAUUCUCUCUUUUCAGAGUCUACGACCGCUCGUGGGAUAGUGCCCCACAUUUUGAAKAUGAACCCCACUUGAGUGGUUUAGAUUUGAUGAUUGUUAACRCUCCAUACUUAAGAAUUAUCAUUAAGAUCGACUUUUCUCGCACUAGAGUAUCUAAUCUUCCGACUAAGUAAUCUGAAUUACA
This is a messenger RNA of Pseudo-nitzschia multistriata, 4385 nucleotides long. Lineage: Eukaryota; Bacillariophyta; Bacillariophyceae; Bacillariales; Bacillariaceae. The record is from the annotation of a GenBank genome assembly.